UCUAACUUCCACGCCUCUGUUCUUAUCUCUAGUUUUGGUGUGCUCUGAAAAAGUCCGUGCGCUAUUCACAGUUUCACACCCACCUUCCUUUCGCUCUGUCUUUAACACCCUCCGUCUCUCGAUCACCUCUACAAAAAUCAUAAUUCCCCUCUUACACCCCAGAACCGAAGAAGACCUUCAUCGCAAAUAGCUUAAAGAUCGUGUGAGUGACUUUGAAAAGCAUGAGAAAGGGCAAGGAGCAGAAGCAGAACAAGUUGGUGUGGAUCAUAACCACGCCUUUCAGAGUCUUGGGCAAAGCGAGGGAUGCUUACGUCAGAAGCAUAACGCAGUGUGGUCACAACAUGAACUAUAGCAACCCCGUUGAUGCUGCUGGCAGAUUCGAGGCUCUCCCCAGAAGCUACAGUGUUGCCACGUCGCGCUCCGACAACGAGGAUUUCGCCGAGCUUCUGAGAGCGGCUUCUGCCAGGACCCUGGGCAACAGAAUCGACGUGGAUUUGGUUCUGAAACAGCAGGCCCAGUCCCGGCCGCCCAUUUCCUCUAAUGGGCUUCCGAAGUCCACGAGCGUUGGCAUGGGCCGGAUCGACGAGGACACGCCUUAUGAUUUGUCUGAAGGAGACGUUGGCACCCUUCCCAAAGCGUAUCCCAGAAGUAGAAGCUACGCUGUUGGAAAGACGAGUGCUGUACUGUGAAGUUUGUACACACUUUUGGAUCUGAAAUUAAAGUAGGUUUUGAUUUCUUUGGAUUCUUCUCCAGAGAAAAACAUAAUUGAUUAAUACAUUCUGGUAAUUCGAUUGAGAUUAGGUUUGAUCGGAAUUUGUUGUGGUUUGGUUUUUCGUUGUGGGUGGUAGGGACUGCUUUGAAGGGGACGGUUUCAUGUAAAGUCGCUUUUUACUUUAUUAUCUUCAAUAUCUCUUUGGUAA
Molecule: messenger RNA, 920 nt
Organism: Vigna angularis (adzuki bean)
Lineage: Eukaryota; Viridiplantae; Streptophyta; Magnoliopsida; Fabales; Fabaceae
Exons: 1
Coding region: 222-689 (155 amino acids)
Source: RefSeq, a predicted model, not a curated record